AUGAAUAAUCUGGGCGUCUGCUUCGACUGCGCCAACGAGCCUGAACUGAGAGCUGUCCUAAACAUGGGCGUUGCUGCAGAACGCAUAGUGCUUGCCAGCGCUGUCAAGUGCCCGUGGGACAUUGACUUCGCUCUCAAGCAUAACGUCGACCUCAUGACUUUUGAUUCAGUGGAAGAGCUUUACAAGGUCAAGGACAAAAACGCGAGGUUUCACGUGGGCAGCGCCUACGAGGUCCCCGAGAUAUUUGCUCGCACAAUCGAAAGGGCGAAAGCUGUAUUCGAUUUGGCAGAAAGUAUGGGGAUUCGCAUGACGGUACUCGACAUCGGCGGAGGUUUUCCCGGAGGUUUGAGAAAACGUGACAAGUUCUUCAAGGUGUGCGAAAGUAUUCGUUCGGCGACUGAUCUUCACUUCCCGGCAUCGAGUGGUGUAAAGCUCAUCGCAGAGCCAGGACAAUUUUUCAUCACCUCGUGCUACGCGCUUGUGGUGCGGGUCAUUGGCAAAAGACGCAGAGAUCUCACAGUCGAUGGAGUCAACCAACCUCAUCAAGACGUGUUCAUCAACGAGUCCAAAAACAACUGCGUAUCGCGCCAUCUUUACGACUUCUUGGACGUCAAGUACUGGCCGUUAGAGGAGCCACUGCACAGGCCGCACGACAUUCUGACUACUGUGUGGGGAGGCACCUGUGACCCCGUGGACUGCAUGGAGAUCACGAAGCCCUUUUUCGACGUCAACGUUGGCGAGUGGUUGCUAAUGGACAACGUCGGCGCAUACGCGCUCAACAACGCAACGGGCUUCAACGGCUCGCCGUUCCCGGCUGUGCAUUACAUCGCGCCACAAGACCGCGUCAGCUUUGUGCGUCACAUCAUCGACGCCUCGCCUCUGCGUAGCGGCUACAGUCAGCCCGAAGGCGCGCUGAAGAAAGCCCUCCUGGAUCUAUGGAAAGAAGAAAGGGAAAGGCGUAACUCGUGGAUUAUUACGCCGUCCGCGCAGGCCAAGCCUUGUUAGCGCUAAUAUUGGAUUAGGAA
This is a messenger RNA of Rhipicephalus sanguineus (brown dog tick), 1025 nucleotides long. RefSeq names its product ornithine decarboxylase. Gene Ontology annotation, cellular component: cytoplasm. Bases 1 to 1005 code for a protein of 334 amino acids. The transcript has 6 exons. The record is from RefSeq and is a predicted model, not a curated record. NCBI's taxonomy places the organism in Eukaryota, Metazoa, Arthropoda, Arachnida, Ixodida, Ixodidae. Gene Ontology annotation, molecular function: ornithine decarboxylase activity.